Gorilla gorilla gorilla (western lowland gorilla) is the source of this 3542-nucleotide messenger RNA. It is a transcript of the gene INHBE, whose product is annotated as inhibin subunit beta E. Gene Ontology annotation, molecular function: hormone activity; growth factor activity; cytokine activity. Gene Ontology annotation, cellular component: extracellular region. The transcript has 2 exons. The record is from RefSeq and is a predicted model, not a curated record. The coding region runs from base 309 to 1361 and encodes 350 amino acids. NCBI's taxonomy places the organism in Eukaryota, Metazoa, Chordata, Mammalia, Primates, Hominidae.
GGACUCAGAGGGUAGGUAGGCUGGCUGACCACUAGGUUUGGAAGCCCCAGGCAGCUGGCUCUAAAGAGGCCCCAGGUCAGUAGCCAGACAUGAGCUGUGAGGGUCAAGCACAGCUAUCCAUCAGAUGAUCUACUUUCAGCCUUCCUGAGUCCCAGACAAUAGAAGACAGGUGGCUGUACCCUUGGCCAAGGGUAGGUGUGGCAGUGGUGUCUGCUGUCACUGUGCCCUCAUUGGCCCCCAGCAAUCAGACUCAACAGACGGAGCAACUGCCAUCCGAGGCUCCUGAACCAGGGCCAUUCACCAGGAGCAUGCAGCUCCCUGAUGUCCAGCUCUGGCUGGUGCUGCUGUGGGCACUGGUGCGAGCACAGGGGACAGGGUCUGUGUGUCCCUCCUGUGGGGGCUCCAAACUGGCACCCCAAGCAGAACGAGCUCUGGUGCUGGAGCUAGCCAAGCAGCAAAUCCUGGAUGGGUUGCACCUGACCAGUCGUCCCAGAAUAACUCAUCCUCCACCCCAGGCAGCGCUGACCAGAGCCCUCCGGAGACUACAGCCAGGGAGUGUGGCUCCAGGGAAUGGGGAGGAGGUCAUCAGCUUUGCUACUGUCACAGACUCCACUUCAGUCCACAGCUCCCUGCUCACUUUUCACCUGUCCACUCCUCGGUCCCACCACCUGUACCAUGCCCGCCUGUGGCUGCACGUGCUCCCCACCCUUCCUGGCACUCUUUGCUUGAGGAUCUUCCGAUGGGGACCAAGGAGGAGGCGACAAGGGUCCCGCACCCUCCUGGCUGAGCACCACAUCACCAACCUGGGCUGGCAUGCCUUAACUCUGCCCUCUAGUGGCUUGAGGGCUGAGAAGUCUGGUGUCCUGAAACUGCAACUAGACUGCAGACCCCUAGAAGGCAACAGCACAGUUACUGGACAACCAAGGCAGCUCCUGGACACAGCAGGACACCAGCAGCCCUUCCUAGAGCUUAAGAUCCAAGCCAAUGAGCCUGGAGCAGGCCGGGCCAGGAGGAGGACCCCCACCUGUGAGCCUGCGACCCCCUUAUGUUGCAGGCGAGACCAUUACGUAGACUUCCAGGAACUGGGAUGGCGGGACUGGAUACUGCAGCCCGAGGGGUACCAGCUGAAUUACUGCAGUGGGCAGUGCCCUCCCCACCUGGCUGGCAGCCCAGGCAUUGCUGCCUCUUUCCAUUCUGCCGUCUUCAGCCUCCUCAAAGCCAACAAUCCUUGGCCUGCCAGUACCUCCUGUUGUGUCCCUACUGCCCGAAGGCCCCUCUCUCUCCUCUACUUGGAUCAUAAUGGCAAUGUGGUCAAGACGGAUGUGCCAGAUAUGGUGGUGGAGGCCUGUGGCUGCAGCUAGCAAGAGGACCUGGGGCUUUGGAGUGAAGAGACCAAGAUGAAGUUUCCCAGGCACAGGGCAUCUGUGACUGGAGGCAUCAGAUUCCUGAUCCACACCCCAACCCAACAACCACCUGGCAAUAUGACUCACUUGACCCCUAUGGGACCCAAAUGGGCACUUUCUUGUCUGAGACUCUGGCUUGUUCCAGGUUGGCUGAUGUGUUGGGAGAUGGGUAAAGCGUUUCUUCUAAAGGGGUCUACCCAGAAAGCAUGAUUUCCUGCCCUAAGUCCUGUGAGAAGAUGUCAGGGACUAGGGAGGGAGGGAGGGAAGGCAGAGAAAAAUUACUUAGCCUCUCCCAAGAUGAGAAAGUCCUCAAGUGAGGGGAGGAGGAAGCAGAUAGAUGGUCCAGCAGGCUUGAAGCAGGGUAAGCAGGCUGGCCCAGGGUAAGGGCUGUUGAGGUACCUUAAGGGAGGGUCAAGAGGGAGAUGGGCAAGGUGCUGAGGGAGGAUGCUUAGGGGACCCCCAGAAACAGGAGUCAGGAAAAUGAGGCACUAAGCCUAAGAAGUUCCCUGGUUUUUCCCAGGGGACAGGACCCACUGGGAGACAAGCAUUUAUACUUUCUUUCUUCUUUUUCUUUUUAUUUUUUUGAGACGGAGUCUCGCUCUGUCACCAGGCUGGAGUGCAGUGACACGAUUUUGGCUCACUGCAACCUCCGUCUCCUGGGUUCAAGUGAUUCUUCUGCCUCAGCCUCCCAAGUAGCUGGGAUUACAGGCGCCCACUAAUUUUUGUAUUCUUAGUAGAAAUGAGGUUUCAACAUAUUGGCCAGGAUGGUCUCGAUCUCUUGACCUCUUGAUCCACCCGACUUGGCCUCCUGAAGUGAUGAGAUUAUAGGCUUGAGCCGCCGCGCCUGGCUUAUACUUUCUUAAUAAAAAGGAGAAAGAAAAUCAACAAAUGUGAGUCAUAAAGAAGGGUUCGGGUGAUGGUCCAGAGCAACAGUUCUUCAAGUGUACUCUGUAGGCUUCUGGGAGGUCCCUUUUCAGGGGUGUCCACAAAGUCAAGGCUAUUUUCAUAAUAAUACUAACAUGUUAUUUGCCUUUUGAAUUCUCAUUAUCUUAAAAUUGUACAGUGGAGUUUUCCAGAGGCCAUGUGACAUGUGAUUACAUCACCUUUCUGACAUCAUUGUUAAUGGAAUGUGUGCUUGUAUGGUCUUGUGUUACAGUCUUUUUCAGUUUUAAUUUCUAAUGUAGUGAAUUGAUAGAUGUAAAUCGUAUGAACAAAAGCUCAAUGAUUUUUUUUUUUUUUUUUGAGACGGAGUCUCGCUCUGUCGCCCAGGCUGGAGUGCAGUGGCACAAUCUCGGCUCACUGCAACCUCCACCUCCCAGGUUCAAGCGAUUCUCCUACCUCAGCCUCCUGAGUAGCUGGGACUACAGGCCUGCGCCACCAUGCCCAGCUAUUUUUUGUAUUUUUAGUAGAGACGGGGUUUCACCAUGUUGGCCAGGCUGGUCUCGGACUCCUGACUUGAGGUGAUCCGCCUGCCUUGGCCUCCCAAAGUGCUGGGAUUACAGGUCUGAGCCACUAUGCCUAGCCUAAUGACUUUUAAGAGUAUAGAGGAAACCAAAAAGUUUGAGACUCACUGGUCUAUAGAACUGGGUGGGGAGAAGAAAGUAAGGUGUUCUAAGAGAGCUCUUCUUGCUGGGCACCGGUGGUCCCAGCUACUUAGGAGGCUAAGGCCGGAAGACCGCUUAAACCCAGGAGUUCGAGGCUAUGAUCACACUUGUGAAUAGCCUCUGCACUCCAGCCUGGGCAAAUAGUGAGACCCCGUCCCAGAUAAAAAUAAAUAAAUACAUAAAUACAUAAAUAGCUCCUCUGGAAGAAGGGGCUCGAGGCUGGGACAGGAGCAUGUGUGGGGUGCCUUUUUUUCAGUGACCAUUAGUCUGGUCUGACUGAGCUGGGUCUCUGACCCUCUGGGGAUAACUAGUCUGGGUCAAAGUCCCAGAUCUCCCCCUACCUUCACCUUUUCUUUUCCCCCUUGACCCUCAGACUGAACAGUUAACCCACUGACCUUCCACACCCAAGGGGGUGGUUCUUGGAAGCAGAGCUAGGAUGUGGGAGGUCUGCCUGUGGGGUUGAAAAAAAGGGGAGAGGGUGCCCUUUUUCCUUGUCAUGCUUCCUCCUCUUUCUCAUAAAAAUCAGAGACUGAAA